Messenger RNA from Tachysurus fulvidraco (yellow catfish), 6062 nucleotides. RefSeq names its product NEDD4 binding protein 2 (gene n4bp2). NCBI's taxonomy places the organism in Eukaryota, Metazoa, Chordata, Actinopteri, Siluriformes, Bagridae. Gene Ontology annotation, molecular function: ubiquitin binding. The transcript has 17 exons. The coding region runs from base 305 to 5227 and encodes 1640 amino acids. The record is from RefSeq and is a predicted model, not a curated record.
UUCUAGUGUUGGAAUUUCCUGCAUUAUUAUAACAAAUUUUUACAGAACUAAUACAGACGUAUAGGGAUCCUGUCCUUAAUUAACAUAUGGCUUAGUUGUGUAUUCGAGAUUAGUAAAGUUUUUGUGUGUGGAAUCGGCUCUCAUGAAUCUUCGAUUCAUUUCAGGAAUCGAGCAGCCCCUACAAUAUAUAGUGAUUUCAACACACCGUACGAAACAGCAUAUAAAAACAAUAUACCCGUAAUGUUUAAUCAUACCGGGUUAUACAAUACCAAAGAGAAAAAUCUGUUUAAAUCUUACUCCAGGAAUGUUAUUCCAAAUCUGGCCGCUAGACAGAAUGCCUAAAAAGAAGAGAAACAGCGCACUAGCAGGCCAGUCAGGAGACAAUCCGCGGGAUUAUAAUCCGGGGCCAAACGGAGCAGAUGCGGUGGCACGCGAUCUCCCGGGACCGAAUAUGUCCGGAUUGAGUUUGCACAACAAGGAUGAGAUCGUGAGGAGCAUGCACGACAUGUUUUCUCACUUGGACCCUGAUGUGAUUUACAUAGUGCUUUCCGAGGCCGAUUUUAAAGUGGAAAAUGCUAUGGAUGCUCUUCUAGAGUUGUCUGGUGCUGCUGAGGGCAAAACCACAACAACUCCUUCGCUUUCAGGUUUUGAAAUGGCUGCUGCUCUGCUGGAACCAUGUCCGCCUCACACUAAAUCGUCCACAAUAAGCUCAGUCAUAUCAGCAGCAUCCAGUUCUGAAGGGUCACAUCAGGAGCUCAGCCCGGAAACUCAACUAACUGAAGAAUUUGAUUCUCUUAUUGACCGAGAACUGGAAUCUUUAGCGAUGGUCCAGUCUCUACCAUCCUCUAUUAAUCCUUUUAUCUUGCCUCUACCUUCUGAGUCAGUUCACCGUUCCUCUGGAGCUCCACUGAGUCCUCUUGUCACUCAAGAAGCUUUGAUGAAGCUUGAUCAGCUGGAUGUGGAAAAUGACUUCAAAUCAGGAUCUUUAAGUGAGCCGAGUUCCUACCCCUCUGCCAAGAUUGGUGAUGCUCAAAGAAAUGCUUCACCGAUAAACGAGCUCAGUUUGGGGGGUGUAUCUUUGCCCCAAGAGACUGGUAUCUCUGUUGAUUUUAGUCACUUGACACUCAAUUCCACCUGCGAUACCCCAAGACCCUCAGCUUUUAAGACCUACCGCAGACCUGGCGAGUUUCCGAAGCAAACAUCCGCACCGGUCCCACAGUCUCAUAGUCAGCAACCACUAUGGAAUUUUCAAACUCCAGAUUUCAGGCAGUGCCUGGAGAGACCAACUUUUAUCACACCUGUUGUUCAAGCUCCUAACCCCUGGACAACCAAUCCUUCUUCUAGGACUCAAUGGAUGCCUCCUGGUCAAGCACCUCUGAAGCCGUCAGCCACUGUUCCUAAGUCAUGGAUGGUUUCUUCUCAGAGUCGACUCAGGCUGGAGGGGCAGGUACUGGUACUGCUCAGAGGAGCUCCAGGAUCGGGCAAAAGUACAUAUGCCAGUGCAAUGUUGGAGCAAAACCCUGGUGGAAUAGUCUUAAGUACUGACGAGUACUUCACCCAGGACGGAGUUUACCAUUUCAAGCCGCAUUUACUUGGAAAUGCCCAUGCAUGGAACCAUAAGAGAGCAAAAGAAGCUUUUGAGAAAGGUCUUACCCCUAUAAUUAUAGACAACACCAAUUUACAGUGCUGGGAGAUGAAGCCCUAUGUUGCAUUGGCACAGAAGCACAAAUACAGAGUGCUGUUCCGCGAACCCAACACCUGGUGGAAAACCAAACCCAGAGAGCUGGAGAAACGUACUAAACAUGGAGUAACAAGGGAAAAGAUUCGACGCAUGCUGGAGAACCAAGAUCGUUUUGUAUCUGUCCAGAAUAUAAUGGCUUCACAGCCCAAACCCACAGCCAUCUAUGGUGUGGACGUGUGUCAAACAGAGCAUUCUUCAGUAAACCGUCCUGACUUGGUGGGUGACCCUGGGUUUGUUAAACCUGGUAGCUAUCUCUCCUCCUCUCUGCCUGAUGUUUCAUCAGUUGGCUGUAAAUCUGGAUAUACUUCAGGAAACACGGGUUCACCAAAAAGCAACAUUGGAUCACAUGACUCCGAGGAAUACAUGUCCUCCCAGGAAGAUGUUGCAGAACAUAUUGAAGUACAACAGCCUGAGAAUCUAGGUGGCGCUGACUUUGAACUGGAUGCCUGUAUGGCACGGAACUUGGAAGAGCCUGUGUUGUUUGCAGAGUCGAUUGGCCAGCGGGUGAAGAGAGUGAGAGAGCACACCAGAACUGAAGAUGGAGAUGCUAGCACUCUGAACAUGAGUGAUUCUGUAAAUAAAGCAAGUCAGGAUGGUUCUGUGGAUGAUUACACUAGGGAUGCUGUUAGUUUGAAUACAGAAAAGCUCAGAUUUGUGGGAGAUUGGCCCUCUGAAGGCCUUGAACAGCGUGGGCGAAAGUCAACAUCUCAGAAAGUGAAAAACCCAAAGGAGGAAAUGGCAAACUUUGAAGAAGAUGCAACUAAACCUGAGGAUACAUUUUUAAAACAUUUUAAUUCUGAAACCCCAAAUAAGACAGAGUUCCAGAAGCUUCUAGAUCUUCUUCAAGGAGACAAUUACCAAAUCACCCAAGAAACAACUCAGGACUUUCUACUGUUAGGUGGUGACAGGAAUCAUUCAGUCUUAGCAAGUGAGGACCAGCCAGUACUCCCUGAGUGUGUCCUUGAUCGGAAUUCUGAAAUAUCCAGCGAUCCAGGAAAUGGUACCACUCAUAGCUCAAGCCCCAUCAAAGAGCUUGAGACCAGUCAGGAUGAGUCUUCCAAAAGGGGAAUAAAAGAGGCUUGUGCAGAUGUAGAUACUCCAGCAAAUGGAGUAACGGAUCUGGAGAUAGGUUCAGAGCAUAAAGAUAAAACAAACAGUAAUGCGAAUGUGUCUCUAAGCUCAGGAGGUGAAGUGGAGUAUAGUUCUGAAUCUAGCCAGGAGAAAAGGAAAGUUCACAGUCGGAGGGCUGGAAAAUCCUGCAAGUUGGCCCUUACAUUCAUGCAUCAAAGCCCUUCAUCUUGUCCUCAUCCUGGGUCUUCAAUCACGUCACUGCAGCAGUCAGAGCUGAGUCCUUCAUCAGAAAUGAUUUUCACAACGUGCCCAAGUGCCUUUUCCCAAACAGAACCUCAGGACUUUGCCCUCCUUUGGCGAAUUAACCAGCAAAAACCUUUUGAGCCAGAGCCAGACAGCUCUUCCAUGGGAAUAGUUAUUUUGGAGGGAAACCCUGUGCAUUUUCUUCCAAAAUUAAAUGAACAGAAAUCAUCUGAAAUGAAGGUGAUACCAUACCGUGUGUGUCAUGAGAAAGGCUCACAGGUAGAGGAGAACGACUUGAACGAAUUACCCUUCAAACAGGACAGCCUGGAAAUACUUAGAUGCCAUUUUAAACAUGUCCCCAAGGAGACUCUGGAGGACUUGUAUGAAAAGUGUUACCAGGAUAUAGAGUGGACCACCAACUUGCUACUUGAUUCAGGGGAACAUCUUUGUAAGGAUGACGAUCAAUAUGCGGAAGGAUACGGUUUAGUUCAGGGUUCUGUGGAAGAAUCUUGUGAUCAUCAGGUGACGGGGGAGCCAAAAAUAAUCUGCACAAAAGACACACUAACAGAAGAGACUGGCAGUAAUUGCUGUGAAAACCCUGCUAUUAUAGUACCAAAUAACACCAACUCGACUAUGAGCAUUGUUGAUAAGGAACCUGAGGACAUUAAUGACCAGGGCAUCGAACUUGAAGAGCAAGAUCAAAAGCAACGUGCAAAUGAACCUGCUGGAGAGAAUAAAGCGCUAAAAGAUUCUUUACCGACAGCGUUAGAAAGUGAAGUCCCAGAAGCUGAGGUAUAUGAGAAGUAUCUUGAUGGAGGACUUGAGGAUGAGAUAGAAGAAGACCGAGAGACAAAAGAAGUAAACACAUCGUCACUGCUAGAAGAGAUGGAGUGCAAGAAGGAGGAACAAAGAAAGGAAAAAGAAAAAGAGGGAAGAGGUCAGAGGAAAAACGGGCCAAUGGACAUUCAGACCCUAGAGCUGAAACUAACCACAGAACUUGCCCUGCAGCUCACUGAGCUGUUUGGUCCUGUAGGGAUCUCCCCAGGUGAGUUUUCUGCGGAAAACUGCUCAGUGCUGAUGGACCUAAACGUAGCCAAACUCCUGCAUCAGAAAUGGAAAGAAACUAUCCAGGAAAAGCACAGACAAGCAGCUCUCUCAUAUCAUCUUCUACAGGAAAGUUCUGUACACUGGGGUGAGUCACAGUCAGCCACUGCUGGGUUGAGGGACUCAGACACUCACUUUCUGAUUGGCGCAGACGGGUAUUCAUCACUCAGCAACCAAUCAGCUUUUCAGGAAUGUUUUCCUUUCAUGGACCACUGGAAUGUGUCCCGUCCCCCAGUUUCCCUCAGGGGCAUCAUGCUUGAAGAGCAGGUUUUGCAGGACAGUUUAGAGAAGUCCAGAUUAAGUCGCUGGGAUCUGGACAAGAAAGACGGAGCAGCCGUAGUAAAGGAGAAACAGCUCUUUGCUCUCUUUCCCACCAUUGACCGGCACUUCCUCAGGGACAUCUUCAGAGACCACAAUUACUCUCUGGAGCAGACCGAGCAGUUUCUACACACACUGUUAGACGACGAACCUGUGAGAACCGUAGCAGCGACUGAAUCAGUCCCGGGAAAUAAUGAAAAGCGUAGAGUGCCGAGCAAAGAGAGGAAGCAGAAGAAUGUAAUAGACUCAGUACAGUUCCAGGACAUAGAAGAUCCAGAAUACGAAGACUUUCGUACAGAAGCUACGCUCCAGAGACGGCGGCAGCAGGAGUGCUUUGAUAAAGCCGCUGAAGCCCACAGACAAGGGCGCAAGGACGUGGCCAGCUUCUACGCUAAUCAGGGUCACUUACACGGGCAGAAGAUGAAGGAGGCAAAUCAUCGCGCAGCAGUGCAAAUAUUUGAACGUGUUAACUCAACACUUCUGCCUCAGAACGUUCUGGAUCUUCAUGGUCUGCAUGUCAAUGAGGCUCUGCAUCACUUACAGCAAGUUCUCGUUAAUAAAACCACAGAAUGGCAGCAGGGCUUGUGCCGUCCCCAGCUCUCAGUCAUCACGGGGAGAGGCAACCACAGCCAAGGAGGUGUGGCGCGUAUCAGACCUGCUGUUCUCGACUACCUCAGGAGCCAACAUUACAAAUAUACAGAGCCUAAAGAGGGUUUGGUGAUCGUCAUGCUGCACUGCGCUGAUUAUUAGCUGCUGCUGAGAAAUGAAGGGAAUUUACUUUCUUCCUACACAUUUAAAUACUGUUAAAUAAUCUCUCUCUCACUCUCUCUCUCUCUCUCUCUCUCUCUCUCUCUCUCUCUCUCUCUCUGUCUCUCUCUCUCUCUCUCUGUCUCUCACAUUUAACCCUUACAUAGGUUUCAUUGUGUUUCUCUCUUAAUGCACCAAGUCCCCCCCCUCCCCCUACCUCUCUCUCCCUCCCUCUCUCUCCCUCCCUCCCCCUCUCUCAUAUAUGUAUACGAAAGAAACUCUACUUUUGUAGAUAUUGUAAAGAAAGUUUGGUUCUAUAUCUGUAUAGAAAAUGUGUAGAAGCUCUGACACACAUUUGAUUUUAUGGUUAUAAUGUUAAGGCCCAGUUGUGCCCAAAUAUGUUAUUGUUAUAAAUUUUAGUUUUUGAAACACAACACAGUAACAUCAUAUUUAUUUAAUAUCAGUCAAAUGCUUGUGGACCAAAUAUGUUAAAAGCAAAUUUUUAGUCUUUUAUACAGUUAUACAGUUCAAAGAAUUGUGUGUGUGUGUGUGUGUGUGUGUGUGUGUGUGUGUGUGUGUGUGUGUGUGUGUGUGUGUGUGUGUGUGUGUGUGUGUUAGUGUUAAAUUGGUGAAACUGACCGUUUGUGUCACACUAAUUUUUAUCCUUCCUGUUUUUCUUUUCUUCUUGAUGAAAGACAUUUAAAUAAUAAUUACAUUUAAUCUAUUUACAAACAGAAUCAAAGUCGAUUAUGUUUUUAUGUAGAAUUUUAUAGUUUGUAAUGCUGCAUUUUUUACUGAUACCUGUGUUGAUACUUUUCAGAUUUGUAUAUUUUGAAAA